Molecule: messenger RNA, 8937 nt
Organism: Xyrauchen texanus (razorback sucker)
Lineage: Eukaryota; Metazoa; Chordata; Actinopteri; Cypriniformes; Catostomidae
Product: putative protein-lysine deacylase ABHD14B
Exons: 4
Coding region: 91-732 (213 amino acids)
Cellular component (GO): cytoplasm
Source: RefSeq, a predicted model, not a curated record
GUUAAAAACUGACACGCAUCUUCCGGGACUCUCAAACCUCUGCAGUGUAUACUCGCAAAUCCAGGUUCUUCGGCGCUCGCGUGAAUCAUCAUGUGUUCGGUACAGAUGUCUGACGGUUCGGUUCGUUUGGAGAUCUGCGGGGAUCAGCCGCUCUAUUAUCGGCAGGCGCUUCCCGCGUUGGGCAGCCCGAAGCUCUGCGUGCUACUGCUGCACGGGAUCCGCUUCUCAUCGCAGAACUGGCGGGACAUCGGGACUCUGGAGGCCGUAGCUGCCGCGGGGCACCGAGCUGUGGCGAUAGACCUGCCAGGUUUGGGUCAGUCGAAGGCUGUGGAAGCUCCGGCUCCGGUCGGUCAGCUGGCUCCAGGUGUGUUCCUCAGGCAGCUGUGUGAGGGUCUGCAGACCGGUCCUGUGGUGAUCAUCAGCCCGUCUCUCAGCGGCAUGUACUCCCUACCGUUCCUCUGCCAGCACUCCGAGCAGGUCAAGGCCUACAUCCCUGUGGCUCCUAUCUGCACUGAGAUGAUCUCAGCAGAACAGUACAGCAGCAUACAGACCCCAACGCUGAUUGUCUACGGCGAUCAGGACACUCAGCUUGGGGAAGUGUCGCUUAGCAACCUGAGCCAGCUGCCCAAUCACAAAGUGGUGGUAAUGAAGGGGGCAGGGCAUCCUUGUUACCUUGAUGAUCCAGCGACCUGGCAUAAGGCAAUCCUGGACUUCUUGCAGUCAUUGUCGUGAUCAUCAUUUUGAACAUUGAAGUAAAAGUGCACUAUGACCAUUAAUGGAACAAUUGAAAAUAUUCUUUCAAUAACUGAUGAAUAUGAAGUAGCCUAUGCAUAAUUGAACUUAAAAUAUGAACUUAUUAUACAGCCAAUAGAGGAAUGGGGCUAAAUUACAGGAGCCAGAAGGACUUUGGUUCUAUUGUCAUAUCAUUUUUGCUAUUGUAUGACUUUAUUUUAAGGAAGCUAUGCUAAAAACAAAUUUAAAUGCAUUAAAAAGAUAAUGUAGGACAUUGUUUUAUAAAAUUAUACGUAUCAGAAUGGUUUGUAUGGAAAAGUAGAGUACAAAAUUGCAUGACCACACCUUCUAAUCUGCAUAUUUAAUUAGCCCAUAUUAAUCCACUGCUAGUAGGUGUAUAAAUUCAGUUUAAAAACAUAAGCUCCAAGUCUAAUUUCUAAUCGAUUGAGCCGCAUGUGGCUUCACAUCAUGCCUAAUAACAGCUCAAACCUGUGGUAAAAGUCAUUGUAAAAUGCGUAACAUAGCAUGCUGCCUUUUGAACAAAUCAUUGGUUAAUUUUAGGGUGUCGAACAGCAAGUGCUCACCAUCAAACUGAAGCAUUAUUAAUUCCCAUAAGUUUGGAAUUAUAUUUUUCAGCAACGUUUGUAUGUCAAGUGUCAGUGUAAUUUUCAAGUGUUGGAUUCUGCAGGUUUAGUUUUGUGUGGUCUAAAGCAUGAUGGAAUUACUAAACAUUCAGUUUAUGCAUUAUUAAGACAGCAUAAUAUUUUCAUACAUUUCUGCACCAUAAUGAUUUAUCUUGACUUUGCAAAGUCAGGUAACACAAAUUCCACUCCAUUUCUUUCCAUUUAGCUUAUUUUAAACAAACUGGAAGAAUGUAGUACACAAUUAAAGGAAUAUUACAGGUUCAAUACAAGUGAUGCUCAAUCGACAGCAUUUGUGGCAUAACAUUGAUUACUUGAAACAUCCCUCUUUUUCUUAAAAACAAAAGCAGAAAUGGAAGUUGACCGUAGUUCUAGCGGGAGGACCAGCAGGUGUACAUCAUCACAUCAUUAGCUGGGUAACUCCAAGCCAAUCGCACGUAAGCCAAUGCUUUAUAAGUCCGCUCACAAUCUAUCACAUUGCUGUUUCAGUGUGCAACCUCCACCUCCCCACCACCACCAGUUGAGCCCUGUCCCGCAGGGGGGUAGGCUCCUCGCUCCUGCCUCCUAUCUCCGGCAGGACAUGACGGUUCCGGGUACAACUCCCUCGGACUGCCGGACGGGGCCUACGCCAAAGAGAGAGACAUCACCUCCCGUUUUACAUCUAUCAAAUGAAUGGCAUCUCAGAUUUCACUCAAGCCUGCGUGUCUUCCCGAUAGAAAUCAAGGUUACAGUGAGGCAUUUAGAAAGGAAGUGAAUGGGGCCAAUUUAGGAGGAGUUAAAGGCAGAAAUGUGAAGCUUAUAAUUUUACAAAAGCACUUACAUUAAUUCUUCUGUUAAAACUCUUGUAUUAUUUCAGCUGUAAAGUUGAUUAAAUUGUACAUUUUACAGCCAUUUUAGGGUUUGUUGACAUUACAUCAUCAUGGAAAUGAAGUUGUAAAUUUGAACUUUACACAGAAAAGGUUAGUAAAUUAUUUUCUCACACUAAAAUAAUGUUAACAUGCAUAUUGUUUAUGUCUUGUGGCUAUAAUUUUGAAAAAGUGAGUAUUUUAACAUUCAAAAAUUGUCCCCAUUCACUUCCACUGUAAGUGCCAUUUUGUGGUAAUCAAUAUUAUACCACAAAUGCUGCUGAUUGAGCUUAACUUGUAUUGAACCCGGAAUAUUCCUUUAAGAUGCCUCAUAUAUGUCAGAAAGAGGAACCAGUGAUUUAACAAAUCAUCUAUUUGUGUUUAUGUGAAAAGCUGCAAUGACCCGAUUGUAUCAGAAAAGUAAACACUACACAGUGCACUGAAGUAAAAAUAUGAACAUUAUUUAAUAACUGAUUCUCUGUAAUAAACAAUUUGAAAAUAUUUUACAAGGAGUCACAGACACAAUAUUUUACAAAUUUUCCCUUUGUCAUUUUUUGUUGUCUGUACAAAAAAUAAAAUGGAGCAACGUGGACCCAGACACGAGGCACUGAGCCCCCGACACACGAUCCAUUAAACAAACAAAAGAAAAAUACACUCACCAUAAUAUCAGACCUCCACUCAUGAGUAUUAUCAGCAGUACUGUGAUUCUAUUUUUUAAUCGUUAAUACAUUGUUAAACCUCAUUCGUGUUAAAUUCAGUUUCUCUCUUUUUUUUUUUGUAUAUUAUAUAUAUUUUUUGUACACAUUUGUCACUAGCACCAGACUAAAGACUACGUAAUCACAUACACGUCUCGCUGAUGGAAACGCACCUACAAGGAUGUUGCUUUGGAGUGGGAGGGGCCAGAGGAGGGUCUAAAAUAAUGACUCCUCCCAUUAGGUGGGGUAUGGAAUAGGCCCCUCCCCUUGUGCAAGCUGCUUUCUCUUUUAGCUUUUCUUUAUGAAUACUAUUUUUUUUACUAUUUGGCAAAAAGCAAAUAUUUCGGACCACUUGAAAACAAAACUUUUGAUCCACAGUGUACUUGGAAUUGUGACACAAGACAAGCACAUUCAUGAUCAUUUAACUGCGGUGUCUUGCCAAAAUGUGUUUCCCUAAUGUGGGCAUUUCUGUGCCCCUGUACAUCGGAAGUGUUCCAGUAUUAAGACAAUGACAUACUGUACUCAAAAAAACAAACUGAAAUAAAAUAAAUAAAAGGAAAUAUUCAAAUAAAAAGUAGCAACGUUUUGAUAUAACUCACCAAAAAAAUGACAAGGCAUAUUUUCAUUCUUUCGUAAAAUUGCAGAUUGUUUUCAUAGUCAGGCAAAGAAAAGUUUAGCUAGUUUUGACAUUGAAGGAAUAAUUCACGCAAAAAUUAUAAUUCUGUCAUCAUUUACCCUCACAUCAUUACAAAGUGAUAUGAGAAAUUUAUGUGGGAAACAGUCCGAAAUGUAAAGGUGACCUAAUAUGCAAAAUUCACUUUUACAUGGUGUUUGUACAUAAAUGUGAGUCGGCAGUGUGUGUACACAACCACCCUACAAUGUUAAAAGUCCAUCCACUCCUCUUUCUUAUAUUUCUAUUAAUCAAAAACAGUGUCAAAUAAAUUUAGUUUCACGUUAGAGCAGGCCCCGCCCACACCUGGCAGCUCAUUUGCAUUUAAAAAGAUACACACAAAAACAGCGUGUUUUUGAUUCCACUCAAAAAGAGUCAUUUAUAACAUGGUAUAAUAGAUGAUCCGAGGGGUAUUUUGAGCUGAAACUUCACAGACACAUUAGGGGGAAGAAAAGUAUGACAUAACUUUCCUUUUUGAGGUGAAUCAUUCCUUCAACUUCUCACAUCAUACAAAUCUCUGUUUUGUUGCCAUUAAGCAUUGGGGCGAACACUAAAAACAGUCUUCAGUUUUCAAUAAAAAAAAAAAAAACAAUUUGGUGUAUGGAAAGAGCUUUAUAUUGUAGACGGAUAUUGUGAGGAUAAGAAUUGCAUUCAAGUUCAUAUAUUAGUGAUAUGUACAACUUUAGGCUCAACUUUCAACCUGACAAUUAGCAUAAUUUUCUCUAAAAUCAAUUAGUUCUGAUGGUGGUACAAAGGUGAUAAACAAAAUUCAGACAGGAAACAGAGUGAUAGAAAUGUGUCCACUAGCAUCAGUGUCAAACAUGCAACAUUCACCUCUCAAAUAAGAAAAAUACAUGAUACAUCUUGAUAUCUGUUUGUGAGAACAUAAGAACAUUAAAAGUCUGUCAACAUUUACUCACCCUCAUGUCAUUUCAAAGCCUUUUAUGAAGAUUUUUGCGAAGCUUGACAGACUCCGGUCAAUAUAUUUUAUCAUUAAAAGGAAAAAAGCAGCUCGAACAUCUAAUUUUGUGUUCUACGUAAGAUCAUAUAGGUUUGAAUCACAAUGAAGGGGAGUAAAUGAUGACAACAUUUUCAUUUUUGGGUGAACUAUCCCUUUAAGAACAGAGACAGAGGGAGUGUUCAGAGAAUUAAAUGCAGUGUUUUUAGCACGGAUUGCGUUGACAGACGUACAUGAAACAUUCGUUUGACACUUCUGUGAAAACCACACGUGUAUCAUUCCUGCAACACCAACAAUGACAAUAAUCUCAAAAGUACUUAUAACUUCACAGUUAUUUCACAUACUUCAUAACAGCAAACACCAAUUAAUUUCCUCAACCAUUAGCAAACCUACAAACACACAUAAACACACUCCCCCAAACAAACCAGACAAAACACAUCUACAACAGGUUAAGGAACUCUAUAACCAGCACCUCCAUUAUGAUGCUUAAAAUGGAUCGAGGUGAUGUAGAGCGGUCAGUUUUGCAACUCUUAACACCUAGUUCACGCUUACUCAGUCACAACUUAGCAAUUCGAUUGCAAGAAUUUCACCCACAAAAGCACACUCUUUAAAAUAAGGUCCCAAUUUGAAAGGCAGCCUGAAAAUGACGUGACAGGCAACAUGUCUGCUAAAUAAAAUGACGUGGUUCAUUACUCGUAUCGCAGCAGUUUCAAGAUGAAAUAUCCACUGAGGGUGUGGUGUGCUAAAAUCAAGUCAACUGUUCUUUUUUUUCUAGUUUUAAAUAAACAAAACCAAUGUCUCUAGACUAAUGUCUCCAAGUUUGAGAUACAACAGAACGCAAUAGUUAAAGCAACCAUGCCAUUUUGUGGUGCUUUUAUGACACUUUCGGCUCACAUAAUGUACCGACUCGCUGUCUUUGCAGGUUUUGAACCCGAGUCUUCCAAAUUCAAAGUCCAACACUUUAUCAGUUGCACCGCUGUGCGACUUGGUCACACUUGAAUAAGCUUGUUAAUGUACUUGGUUAUGCAAUGCAGGCUUUAAAACGUGUCGUCUUUGAAAUCAUGCGUUAUAAUAAAAGUGUUCCAAAGUUUUGGGUGGGGAAUGGAACGAAAAAUACAUAUUUAUGAAGUGUUAAUUAAGCGUAAAACUCGUGAUUUGAGUGAAAGUGAAUAAAAUUCAAUGUUGCACCUCUAGUGUUUAUUUCACCAGAAAACUGAUACGUAGAACGAGGCACGUAAAACUCAUUUAGCAAAAAUGUAGUUAUAGUAAUGUGAUGCCAUGAGACUCUUCCAUGAGAGAAGAUGUUUUUAUAGGAGAAACUCUGUAGACUCCGCAAAUAACUUGCUAUCGUCUGGUGCUUCAAAGUACCCAGAAUACAAAAUACAUUGAUCUGAAGAUCCUAUACUGACACACUAAUUUUCAUUCACAUCAAACAUCCUAAGGCGAAAAUUGGUUCUUGAUGAGAAGGAGGUUUUUUGCUGAACACAAAGUGCUACAAAGAACCAUUGAGGAACCUUUAUGUUUGUAGAGUGUAAGUGACAAGAUCCUCCAAAUGUACAGGUCUUCCCAAGACAAUGCUAAAGACGGCUUCACAAUAUAUGAUGGGUCUUUGUUGGCACAUGUCCUGCCUUUCUGUUGAAGGUGAUGGCCAUUGAGAUAAUGAGAAAAUAAAACCAGGCAACAGUAUGCCGUGCGACUGAGGAUCAGUAAAUAAGCUUCCGAGCGCAUGUAAAUGCAAGUAAAUGUAUAAGGUGCUUCUAAAGAGUUAAUCAGGGUUUGUUUACAUUUGGAUUGAACAAAAUCACAGGGAGAAAUUCCAGAAAAUCUGAUCGGAAGGAUGUGGCAAACACUGUGGCUCAGAGCCCCUUAGUGGACAGGGAGGGAAUUUAUUUAAUGAAAUAGUUUUGCGUUCCCUCACAAUAGGUUUUGCAUUCCCUCGCAAUAGCUUUAUCCAUCCCUUUUGAAAAUUCACCAGCGCUUUUCUAGAGUAACCAUAUUUUACCCAUGAUAUUUGUAGUGAAACCAUAGUAAUAUAACAAGAAAACCAAAACUAUGGUAUUAUAAUAAUUCAACCAAAAAAAUAAAUAAAUAAGGUUACUACAGCUUUACUAUAGUAAAACCAUGGUUUAAUUGUGGUACAUGCACAAAGAUUUAUAAAACCAUGGUUCCGACCAAAAAAUGGAAGUGGAGCGUAGUUCUAGCGGGAAGCCCAGCAGGUGUACAUCAUCACAUCAUUAGCUGGGUAACUCCAAGCCAAUCGCACGUAAGCCAAUGCUUUAUUAGUCCGCUCACAAUCUAUCACAUUGCUGUUUCGGUGUGCUAACACUGCAACCUCCUCCUCCCCACCACCACCAGUUGAGCCCUGUCCCGCAGGGGGGUAGGCUCCUCGCCCCUGCCUCCUAUCUCCUGACGGUUCCGGGUACAACUCCCUCGGACUGCCGGACAGGGCCUACACCGAAGAGAGAGACAUUACCUCCCGUUUUACAUCUAUCAAAUAAAUGGCAUCUCAAACUUCACUCAAGCCUGCGUGUCUUCCCGAUAGAAAUAUGGUUACUGCAAAUUAACCAUUGUGUUACUAUAGUAAAACUGUAGUAACCAUGUUGUUUGGCAGAAUGAUUAUAUUACCAUAGUUUAAAUUUUCUAAUAAUAUCAUGGAUGAAAUAUGGUUACUGUGGUAAAAACAUGGUUCAUUUUUGUAAUGUAUGGGUAAAGUUAAUGUAAACAUUUUUAUGGGAGAACAUAAAACUAUUUCAGAAUAUAAAUUCCCUCUUUGUCCUCUAAGAGGCUUCGAACAAUAUUCAAAGUAAAAAAUAAAUAAAACGCAGUCCCUCAUGUCAGUCAAACUACAAUGCACAAGCUCAUUCUAAUGCCAGUCAUAAGGCCACAAAAAGACAUUGUAGCCCUACAGCCAGAUUGGAGGCACUGUCUAUGUUCGGAAUAGCUUACAAACAUACUACUCAUAGUGUUUCUGCCGUAUCUAUAUUGUGUGCAUAAAUGGAAUACCCAAAUGACCCAUUACAUUUGUCAAAACUUGACUUGAUCUUCCAUUUCCAAACAGAACUAAUAUUAACUGUUAUUUUAUCUCCCUUUUGACUAAUUAUUUUAUUGGACAACCAAAAAAGAUAUUUUGCACAAAAUUGGAUUAAAUGUGCAAAUUUAUGUCCAUUUUUUUAAAUGUCCAAGAUGAUAACUGGACGCCACUUACUGCAUUACAUGUGCAACAUAAUGAGAUUACUUGGCAUCAAUGCAACAUACUGUUUAAAAUGUUUAUCGUUGAAUAAUGCAUACUGUUUCACAUACUAUUUUUUACAAUUGUUUACUGCACAGUUUGCAGUAGGCUAGUAUGUUAUUAGAGUUAUAAGGCCCAUGAAAUGGUUCUUAAUGUAACCUUAUACGGAAUGUUGAAUUGACACUAUAAUUAUCGUCAUCUAUGAUCAGUGCUUUCCAAUGUGAAAGUGCAACAAGGCACAACUAAAAUAGAAUGAUAUGGAACUAGGCCCAAAACAAUAAUUUUUGUUGCAAUUUCAUCACAUUACUAACAUUUAUACUAAUAAUAACAAUAAUAAUGUCAUGUUGAUAACAGACAGCUUCUAAGAACUGGUUAAAACAUGUUUUAGGUCUGAAACAAACGUACUCAAAUACACAAACACGGAUGCAAAUGUAACAAGCGUUCUCGCGUUAAUGUGGCGGUAAUGAACCGAAGCACUCAAAGGGGCGAUAGAGUUACCUUGAAAAGUCUGUGCCAUUAAAACAGAUAUGCUAUUAUUCGUAUAACUAGCUAUAAACUAACUUAAGCCAACUUAAGAAAACUGAUCAUAGAAGAUAAGGUUUAUGCUAAUUCUACGCCGAUAAUACAAGAAUACCUUUGCUGCGUAUUGAAUUGUGUUCUGGCGAAUUUCAAAACGCAAUGGCGGCUGACAUCGGACUUGUGUAUAAGAUGUCUGCACAAUUAAUAAUAAUAAUAAAUAAAUAAUCACGGUAACAAUCACAGCUGCCACAAUUAACUAAUUCUGAAAACUGUCUAUUGCAGCAUUUCAUUAGGCCUACUCCAAUCGCAUCAAAAUGACCUAUUUAUGUAUUUUUAUGCAGAACAUUGAACAUUGUAACCAAUCACAGCGUCUGACAUGUACUACAUAUUCUAAAUUAAUUGCAAUUACAAUAGCAAGGGAAAUAAUUGACAUUAAACGUUCAGCCCUAAAAAGCAUUUGCAUUUACAUACUUGUGAAAAAUGUGUUUUGGGCCUCAUGUAUAUAAAAAAUAAAACUAUCCUGCUCUACAGUAGUGAUCACAUUAACUAGAAUGAUGGUUUCAUCGCAUUACUGUUCACUGACAAAUACAUUAGUGCAAACAAUCAGCAUGUUGUGAAGUGCUCGUUUGAAUGCAAUGCACAAUAGAC